Drosophila persimilis is the source of this 660-nucleotide messenger RNA. RefSeq lists its product as uncharacterized. Bases 47 to 457 code for a protein of 136 amino acids. Lineage: Eukaryota; Metazoa; Arthropoda; Insecta; Diptera; Drosophilidae. The transcript has 3 exons. The record is from RefSeq and is a predicted model, not a curated record.
UAGAUAGUCAUUGUUCCAGUAUUCGUAUUCCAGUAUUGUUCGAGCGAUGUCCAGUCUGCCUAGAGGGUUUGGCCGCUUCCUCACUCCGGGAUCGGAACUCAACAACGAACUGAGCCAGAAGAUAGCGGUAUUCGAUGCCAUGACCAUUGAGCGAGAGGAGCUAGAUAACGAUAUCAGUCUAUUGCGCAAGCAGCAGGCUGAUACUGAAGAUCGUCUGGCCGAGGCUCUGGCCGAGGACGAGUUCCAGAGUUUCCUGAGUGGACAGCAAGUCGUGGCGCAGAGUUAUACAGACCUCGAAAAUAUUAUUAAUCAACAAAUUGGAUCCAUUGUCGAUAAGUUGGCUGCUAAAUAUGAGCGUAUUGUGUACCUCGAUAACGACCUAAGGAAGCUUAAGGAAUCUAUCGAGAAGGGUGUUGCUGCGGCCAAUGCGCAGUUGACAUCAGCGGCGUCCAUGUGAUUUAAUGGAGAAGUACUAAACCAAAUAUACAUAUCUGUGCGCGAGAGGCCAGAAGAGCUGCCUCCAGCAACUAACCAGCAAUUCGGACCACAAUUUAUGGAGGACAGGUCAUAUUCAGUUUCUUGUGAAAUAUAUACUUGAUUUAAUUGAUACCACCGAUGGCGUCAUAAAAAAUAAAUAAAUAACUGCAGUUUGGAUUUGAA